AUGGGAAUUAGAGGAAAGCUUGAAGUUGAAGUUGAAAUUAAGUUUGAUGGAGAUGUAUUUCGUCAACUUUCUGGUCAAGAUCCAGAACUUGUUCCCAAUAUCACUCCAGAUAAAAUACAUACUUGUGAUCUUCAUGAGGGAGAAUUAGGCAAGCUCGACUCUGUCAUUUCUUGGUAUUAUACCGUUGGUAAUAAGAAAUGUGUUGCUAAGGAGAUAGUUGAAGUCAUAGAUGAAGAAAACAAAUUUGUGGGAUUCAAAAUUAUUGAAGGUGAUCUCCUUGAAGAGUUCAAGAGCUUAACAAUAAGUAUUCAUGUGAUUCCUAGAGGUGAAAUAACAGUUGUUAAGUGGAGUGCUGAAUUUGAGAAAAUUGCUGAUGAUGGGCCUUACCCAACCCAAAUUAUUGACUUCUGCAUAGGUAUUACCAAAGAUAUUGAGAGGCAUCAUAUCAAUGCAUAA
Chenopodium quinoa (quinoa) is the source of this 456-nucleotide messenger RNA. RefSeq names its product MLP-like protein 31. Bases 1 to 456 code for a protein of 151 amino acids. The transcript has 2 exons. Gene Ontology annotation, biological process: defense response. The record is from RefSeq and is a predicted model, not a curated record. NCBI's taxonomy places the organism in Eukaryota, Viridiplantae, Streptophyta, Magnoliopsida, Caryophyllales, Amaranthaceae.